Lactuca saligna is the source of this 492-nucleotide messenger RNA. The record is from the annotation of a GenBank genome assembly. Lineage: Eukaryota; Viridiplantae; Streptophyta; Magnoliopsida; Asterales; Asteraceae.
AUGGCUUCUGAAUCAUCCCUUUGGGUAGUUCGAAACACCUCGGAUUAUCUUGAUCUUUACGACACAUAUGGGUGGGACAACAAAAAGUACUUCACGAUGAUGCUACAUCAUGGAGGAAAUUUCGAAUACUACCCAAAUCGCGAUUACGAUGGAGGCAAGAUUGACUAUAUAGACUUCAUCGAGGUUGAAACUUUCUCCCCAAAGGUAUUUCAAAGCAUCUUAACUUCUUUUGGUUAUGAUGUUGAGACAACAUAUGCAUACUCUCUAGUCUCCUUUGCUCCCUUAGACGUUGGUCUAAACAAGCUUGCUUAUUGGAAUGAUUUCAUUAACUUUGUCAAAAAAGUUAAAACGGAAGUUGCAUCAAAUCCAAAAAUUACUGUUUGGGAGGCUAGGAUCAUGCUUUUUGACAAAUUCAACUUUUGGAUCAAUGUUGACAAACUCAUUGAAGCUUUGGAUUACACCAAGUAUCAAGUGAAUCUUCUGGGGAAGUAG